UUUGCGUGUGCCCAGUCCACCACUCUUUUUCCAACUUCCAUUUCCAACUUCUCUCAAAUCUCUCAUUUAUCAUCCAUGGCUUCCACUCAACCUACCCACCAACACCAUUCCCUCAAAGGGCUAAAACCCACAAUCCUUCUCAAAGAUAUUGAAUCACAACCCGAAAGAGAGAAAGAAGAAGAACAACAAGAAGAAAAUAUUGGGUUGGUGAAGGAUUACUCCAAAAGGGCUCAAGUUCUUAGAGCUGCUGUUUUGGGUGCCAAUGAUGGUUUGCUCUCCACUGCCUCCCUCAUGAUGGGUGUCGGGGCGGUCCAUAAAGACGCCAAGACAAUGAUCUUGACGGGCUUCGCUGGCCUCGUUGCUGGUGCUUGUAGUAUGGCAAUUGGUGAGUUUGUAUCGGUUUACUCACAAUAUGAUAUUGAGUUUGCUCAGAUGAAGAGGGAAGGGAAUGAGACGGAGAUAAAAAAGGAGAAGCUUCCGAACCCGUAUACGGCGGCGGUGGCGUCGGCGAUUUCGUUCGUAGUGGGAGCCUUGGUGCCUUUGUUAGGUGCUCUUUUUGUGAAGGGCUAUAAAAUGAGGUUGGGGGUGGUUGUAGGGAUUGUGAGCCUUGCUUUGUUAGGGUUUGGAGCACUUAGUGCAGUUUUGGGGAAAGUACCUCCUGUAAAGUCUUCGUUAAGGGUGUUGUUUGGAGGAUGGUUGGCUAUGGGAAUCACUUUUGGUUUAACAAAGGCUAUUGGUUCUGCUUCUGUUGAACAAUAAAAAUUAUAAA
Messenger RNA from Ziziphus jujuba (common jujube), 769 nucleotides. Its product is annotated as vacuolar iron transporter homolog 4. The record is from RefSeq and is a predicted model, not a curated record. NCBI's taxonomy places the organism in Eukaryota, Viridiplantae, Streptophyta, Magnoliopsida, Rosales, Rhamnaceae. The coding region runs from base 76 to 759 and encodes 227 amino acids. Gene Ontology annotation, biological process: intracellular manganese ion homeostasis. The transcript has a single exon. Gene Ontology annotation, cellular component: membrane. Gene Ontology annotation, molecular function: iron ion transmembrane transporter activity; manganese ion transmembrane transporter activity.